Prinia subflava (tawny-flanked prinia) is the source of this 2735-nucleotide messenger RNA. RefSeq names its product basic proline-rich protein-like. The record is from RefSeq and is a predicted model, not a curated record. NCBI's taxonomy places the organism in Eukaryota, Metazoa, Chordata, Aves, Passeriformes, Cisticolidae. The coding region runs from base 883 to 1266 and encodes 127 amino acids. The transcript has 5 exons.
AGUUGCUAAGUCUGGCAGGUUGCAUUUCAGCAGCACACUUGUUGGCCAUGUCAGUCUUCAUAAGAGUGACAGGUUUGAUUAGACUCUUUGAGAGAGACUGAUUCAAAAAUUCGGACAAAACAACAGCUUUCUGCCAAUUUGCAAUAUCAUAUUCACAAUCCAUUCCAGACUCAUCAAAGCUAAGGAAUAAAGGAUUUAACAUUUUAAUCCCCCCUGAGAAAAUGAAUUAGAAAAUUAUGUCUCUGAAAAGUGUGAUUUUUUUACUUGAAAAAGAGGAGUGGAGAACUAUUAGUGGAACUGACUACCAUGAAUGUUGUGUGACAGACCUUUCAAAUCCCAGGCAAUUCGCAUGCAAGAGAAUUCUUAUCAAAAUUCAAGGGCAAAUGAAAGGAUAAAACAAAUCUAUGUGGUCACGUUCAUAUGUAAGGCAAGUCUAAUUUGUUUAUACCUGUUCUUCAUUUCUGUAUCGCAUUCAAAGCUGUCAUUUUCAAAGGUUUUCAAAUGUUCCUUCUAAAUCACUGUUUUUUCUUUUUCUUUUUUUUUUUUUUUCAGUUCCUUGGUCGUUCUUGUUAUCCUGAUUGACUGUGCUGUUACUGGGGGAGCAUGGGUGGAGUGGUGUUUUUCUUGCUCUGGUCACUGUGUAAUCCACACAAAGUAAAUUGCCAAGAAAAAAAUGAUUCAUUUAGAAGAGGUUUGAGCCUUAACUUUCCUCUUUUUUCCAUCUCUUUUACUAUAGCCUUAAAAAGUUCAGUUGAAAUUCAGAACACUGCAGGUAAUGACUGAAUUACAGUGGAAUGGCUGCGGGAGAAGCACAACCAAGAGGGAAAUUCUGUUUGAAAAAAAAAUAUUUUGCCCUUUCAUGUGGAUUCUCACACUCUUGAUAUGUGUCUUGCCUGUGAAAGGAGAAAAGGCUGGGAGGAGGAGCAGCAGAGGCAGCAUUCCUCUCAGGAAUCAAGGACAUCCAUCCUGCCGGCAGCAGGAACACAGCCUUGGGAAGACAUCUGCAGGAUGGACGAUCCCCUGUUUUCUAUCACCAUCCCGAGGCUCUGUAUUUUACCUGCCCUGUUGUUCCCCAGAUCUCCGCUGCUAAACAAACAAAACCGAGGAGGGCAAUUCUACAGGACUGGUACCAAUGGCGGGAACCCUCCUCUGCCCGGGGUGAGGAGGCCAUUUAAGCGGAGCAGGGGGCCAACCCCGCCCCCUCCCGGCGACCCCCCGGGCUCGGCGCUCCGGCGGGCGCAGCUCCGCAGGUGUGGGCACCUUUGAAACGGCCGCUCCUGCCAACGGGACUCCAGCUGAAAUUCACGUGGCAAAGAAAGUGCCCAUUUGGCUCAAUUAUUUUCUAACGACUCCGCUCACUUGCGCCUUUGGUCUUGGCGGUACCCAGAUGGGUAAUUUUGGGGCUAUUUGCCUGCAUGCCCUUGUUUUGAAGGCGCAGAGGUCUGUGAGCUCAGGUACUUACAAACGCUUAGUGGGAAUUAACAACUGAAAGGAGAGCCCUAAGCACCCCGACCCGGGAUCACUGCGGCACCCGGAUUUCAAAGCGCCUGGCGUUAAUCCGGCCGGAUCUCGCUCUGGCAAUGGGGAUGAGGAUGGGGAUGGGGAUGCCAUGCCCGCCUGCCCGCCGGGGCUCUCUCGCGGGGCCGCAGCGGGUUCUGCCCGAAUUCCCCGCAGCAGCUGCGGGGGCCGAGCUGUGCCCGGUCGGUCCCCAGGUCGGAAGAGUUGGCAGCGACGUCUCGAAACUGGUAAAAAGAGCGCGGACAGAAGCAGAGGCCAGCAUGUCCCCUCAUCCCCCUCCACCACCACCCCCCAGCCUGAAACUGCCUGCGAGGCAGCGUGUGAGAAGCUGGGCUUGGGCAGAGCUCCGGGCCGGGAUCGCUCCCCGCCACCCCACGGCCCGGCCCGCCCCGGCCCGGCCGCUGCUGCCGCCCUGGCACCGGGGAGCGCCGGGGGCAGCGGUGCGGGGCCGGAGCUGCCCCGCAGGUCCCACCACCGACCCCCGACCGCUUGCGGGGACACCUUCGGGGUACGGUCCCCCGGCGGUCCCUCCUCCGCUGGGCUCCUCUCCCGCCCCGGUUACCCCGAGAAAAGGUGCGGACCGGCUGGAAGGGAAGAUGCCGGCUCCAUCCCGCCCCCGGUAGCAGUGGGAUGCUGGCGGGAACCGGAGCGGGCAGCUAGCAAGCCCGAGCCCUCCCUGGGAGGGGAACCCUAUAGCUAUCUUCUCACCUUCCCAGAGAGUACAUAUGUCGCCCCCGUUCUGCUUUCUGCUCAUUUUUAUAGCAGACUCUCCCGUCACUGCAGUUAUUUAAUAUGUGGUUCCCUGCUAGGCCUUGCUAUUUGAUUGCUGUCACAAAAAAUACCAGGUGAAAUUCCUCAUUGUUUCUGCAAUUACACCGUAGCCCACUGCUAUUCGCUUUUUCAGCCCCUAGAGUUAAUUGUUUUCCCACUGUACGCCUCGUACCAAAUGCACACAGAGCAAACAAAACCCCAAACCUUCCAGAACUCAUAUUUCUCAGCUAUUAUGUUAUCAGCAGGAAAUAUUUCAUAGCUCUGACAUCAUAAGCUCUGAGCAGCAUGAAGUUUAUCAGGGCCUUCACAUGAUGAAAUUGUACUUUUUAACACAAGAAAAUAAAAAAGAAGAACAUCUUUCUACUGGAUUUGAGCUGCUAAUUUUAAUUACUGUGAUUGCUGAAUCCAGGCAUUUUAAAUAGCCAUUUCUCAUACAAAGCAGGAGA